Gigantopelta aegis is the source of this 2425-nucleotide messenger RNA. RefSeq lists its product as uncharacterized. The transcript is spliced from 9 exons. The record is from RefSeq and is a predicted model, not a curated record. The coding region runs from base 1 to 1713 and encodes 570 amino acids. NCBI's taxonomy places the organism in Eukaryota, Metazoa, Mollusca, Gastropoda, Neomphalida, Peltospiridae.
AUGCGUAAUGCGUUCAGUUUCCGCACCAAUCACUACAUGGAGCGAUUCAGUUUUCCGCAUUCGCAGCCUUCGCAGCCGCUUGACAAAUCGCAUCCGCAGCCGGACAUGUGGAAUCAGUCUCAUCCGCCGACUGGGCAACCAGUGAUAAAGGGAUAUUCAUCUGGUAACCCAGUUCGAGAGGGAGACGUUCUAAGAAUGUCCUGUGAAGUAACAGGUGGAAACCCUCCAGUUUCAAACAUUUCCUUUAUAUGUGGUGAGAUACCAACCAAGACGUCACAAAGCACAGUUGGACCUGCUGUAGUUAGAGAUAUACGGUUCACCGUGAAGAGAGCUGACGAUAAUCAAAUAUGCCGUUGUUCAGCUAUUCACGCAACAAACCAGUACAACCUCUUCAAAGAAACUCGUAUUUCUGUCAUUUAUGCUCCAAAUGUCACAGUGUACAGCGAAUUUAACAGACAAAACAAUUCUGUGAAGAUAAUUUGUAAAGCGAAUGGUCGUCCUCCAGAGUACCAGUUUUCCAAAUUCACUCACUUUUGGGGAGGACAGAAGAUCAGAGAGAUAGCUGGGAGGUUAGAGUCGCCAAACAGAUAUGUCCACAUCAUCCAGCCAUACAGCUAUAAAGAUUCAGGAACUUACGAGUGUUCUGUGUCAAAAAACGUCACAGGUCUAAACAAUGAGAAAGAGCAAGCAGGGAACAAAACAAUUAACAUGCAUAUUCGACCUGUACUGUUGGAUGCUUCAAAACAAAACGAGAUGCUCGAGGUUAUCAUUGGACACAAUCUAAAUUUAAGUAAGACGGUAUUCUCCAAGAAUGACAUCAGUUCAUACAACUGGACAAACCCGCAUGGAGCUACCACAAAGCAUAACAGCGAGGUCAACGCUAUUGACGUGACCGUAAAUAUUUACAACACUGAGGUCAGGGACACUGGAUAUAGAUUCUCACUGCUGAUUGGUCAGAUCGAAGAGGAUGACUAUGGGUUACAUGUCCUCACCGUUUGUAACGGAUUUGGAUGUGGGGAAUUUUACACAAAUUUAGUGACAGCAGAGGAAAUACGUGAUACUCUUCCUUCCCAAAUACUAGUCCCUGCUGCUUCAGGGGCUGCAGGCGCUUUGAUUCUGUUGGUCUUAAUUGUUGCAAUCGUGUGCAUCGCUAAGAAGAGAAGAGAGCCCAGGAAAAGUGCUGACAGCGCUGAACAUACUUACGUGAACGAAAGCAACAACGGGGCAUAUCGACAUCCAGUGAUGGAAGACAAGCAUCUUUACUCCAUGGAGGGUGACGUACCAGCACACGGCGAGGCUUCGAUAGUGAAAGAAAACGACAUUUAUAACCUUGAUACCGCUGAAGAUAGAGAGAAGGUAGCAGUACAGCCAGAAGAUGUAAGCGCUACGUAUACAGUCGUCAACAAAGAUCGUAAAACUGCAGACGGCAACAACAGAGGAGAAAAAGAACAACCAACUGGUGAAACGUAUGCUGUCGUUAGGAAGAAAGCUGCAGGUGUUACGAAACGCAAAACGACCAAUGGGAAGUCCGGAGACAACGAGGUUUUAGAUGAUGUAUCUAACAUGUAUACACAAGUGAACAAAAAGAAACAAAAGAAACAAAAGAAACAAAAAGAUAUUAAACAGAAAGGCGAAGCUAAAGCUAAAACCGAAGGCGAUGGUGUGGAAUACGUCAACAUUCCGAGCGAGUCUUCCGUCUAUCAAAACACCUGACCUGUCCAUGGCGACAGUGAAAGAGUUAUCGGUCUUGAUCAUUUCUACUUGAGACUCAAAACAAGAGAAUAAUAUAAUAUAUAACACUUCUACAAAAGAGUAGAAAUCACCUAUCUAGUACAGACUCAACUGUCUAUUUUAUUGAAGCUUAUCAUCACUACGAGUAAUUUGGAGCCUGCUUAUGAACUUGACUAUUAUGUUAAAGAGACAUUGUGUGUAUAUAUAUUAUAAAUAUGUUUUACAACUGUUUCUUGAUAUUAUAUCAUUAUAUACUAUUUUGUAUGUGUAUAUAUAUUGCUCAAGGUUUGCUAAGAAUCACUAUUUUGUUUAUCAUAUUUGUAAAAACUACCCCGAUAUUAAGACCACCCUACUAUUAAGACCAAUUUUAAUAAGUCCCGCUAAUGGUCGCAAUAACGGGGUUUCACUGUAUAUAUAUUUUACGGCUGUUUGUUGAUUUUACAUCAUUAAAUUUUACGACUAUUACUUGAUAUUACAUGACUUGGAAAUGUUUUGUAUUUUUAAUUUGUGAGCACAUCAACUUUAUUAUCCAUGGGCACCGCAAGCAAGUGUCAGGGCAUGGGGGAUUGUCUAUCCAGCUAUGAAGAUAAUCAUAAUUAUUAUGGGAUUUUGUUUGUUUUUGUUUUUGUGUCUCAUAUUGCUGUAUUGACGGGGCUUCUAGAAUUUGUAUAAAAUCCACUAGCCAUGAGAUCAG